ACUCCCACAGAAUUGACACUGUGUCAAGGUUUGAUAACCUAUUCAUUCAUACGACAUUGUCGCCAUUUUGUGAGGAGUGCAAAAACCGUCAAUACACAAAAUGGUUCCUAAUCAUCUUAUACUGUGUAUGUUAUUAUUUUAUGUCAAUUGUGAUGACAGUCCCGACAAGAGGAUUCUCUUGAGUGACCCCGACUACGUCCAACAACAGUUGAUACACCUACAGAGUGAACUACAGUCCCUACAGGCCACGGUACAAUCACAGAAUACUGAGCUACACACUCAAUCUGGUGAACUACAGACCCUACAGGCCACAGUACAGACACAGACGAGUGAAAUAUCCUCUCUGAAACAACAACUCGUACAGGCAAAUUCUGAUGGUGGUGGUUCGACUUUUGUCCGUUGGGGACGGACCGACUGUCCUGCCAACCUGACGGAGCUCGUGUAUUCUGGUUAUGCAGGCGGUUCUUGGUAUGGCCAUUCCGGAGCUGCAGCUGAUCCUCUUUGCUUGCCAUCUGAUCCAGAAUGGUUACAGACAACAAUUGUACCAGACACCUACACCGGACAAAUUUAUGGGGCAGAGUACGAAUCGGUUAAUGCUCACACGCUGUUCGGCCCAAAAUCACACGACGAAGAAGUUCCGUGUGCGGUCUGUAGAUCGACGUCCUUUGUCUCCUCUGUGAUGAUACCGGCGAGGACGACAUGCUACAGCGGCUGGACGAAGGCGUACGGUGGCUCACUGGCGUCAGGUUACUACGCUCAAGCUGCUGCUUCUCAAUUUGUGUGCAUAGAUGAGCAUGCGCAGCCUGUUGUUGGAGGUGGAGACAGAUAGACGAUAAUGGUUUAUUAUUUUAUGGAGUCAGGGCUUAUUGUGGCUCCCUGCGAUGUCCACCAUACGAGAAAGAUAAAUUUAUAGCCUGUGUGGUUUGCAUGAAAUAAAUCUCACGAAAAUCAAGUGUUGAACUCGGACGUUUA
Messenger RNA from Pecten maximus, 972 nucleotides. Its product is annotated as short-chain collagen C4-like. Lineage: Eukaryota; Metazoa; Mollusca; Bivalvia; Pectinida; Pectinidae. The transcript is spliced from 3 exons. Bases 101 to 829 code for a protein of 242 amino acids. The record is from RefSeq and is a predicted model, not a curated record.